Messenger RNA from Aspergillus viridinutans, 1401 nucleotides. RefSeq names its product amine oxidase, flavin-containing superfamily. Gene Ontology annotation, molecular function: oxidoreductase activity. The record is from RefSeq and is a predicted model, not a curated record. The transcript has a single exon. NCBI's taxonomy places the organism in Eukaryota, Fungi, Ascomycota, Eurotiomycetes, Eurotiales, Aspergillaceae. Bases 1 to 1401 code for a protein of 466 amino acids.
AUGUAUAUCUCAAUCAGAACCACGAAGUCCCUCCUGGCCAGCCUUUUGCUGGGGCAUGCCAUUGCGCACCCCGGCAGCAGCGCCGGUCAUGAUCCGUCACAAUUUGAAAACGCCAGUACCAUCGUACGCGAUGUUGCUGUAAUCGGAGGCGGAGCUUCCGGCACCUACGCUGCCAUCCAGCUCCGUAAGAUGGGCCACAGCGUCGUGGUGGUCGAAAGGGAACCCCUCCUAGGCGGCCACACAAAUACCUACUAUGAUCCAGUCAGCGGCCAGUAUGUCGACUACGGCGUCCUGAUCUGGCAGGAUAUCCCCGAGGCAAGAGACUUCCUCGCCCACUUCAAAAUCUCCACGACCACGGUGCGAGUCGACAACUCCAAUGGUGCCCGCGUUGAUCUGCGCACGGGACAAAAUGUGCCCCCGCCACAGGGCAAUGUGACCGACGCGAUGAUGCGCUAUGUGCAGCAGCUGCUCAAGUAUCCCUACCUCGCGGAGGGAUGGGACCUCCCGGACCCUGUGCCGGAGGACCUCCUGCUCCCAUUCGGGGAGUUUGUGGAGAAAUAUGAUCUCGCACCGGCGGUGGAGACACUGUCACUGUAUGCGCAGGGUCUCAAAGACUGGCUGCCGUACCCGACCGUGUACAUCAUGAAGUAUUUCAGCCUGGGGGUGGCGUUGGGCGCGCAGAAUGGGUUCCUGGGCACGGUGGACGGCAACAACGGGGCGUUGUAUAAAGCUGCGCGCAAGGAACUGGGGGAUGAUGCAUUGCUCGGCAGCACGGUGGUUAGAAUGGAGCGUCCAGCAAACCGUCCGCAUCGGAUCCUGGUCCGAACCCCAAGUGGCGACCGACUCAUCAGAGCGAAGAAGACCAUCAUCACUGCGCCGCCGAAGCUGGAAAAUCUGGCGAAUUUCGACCUGGACGAUACCGAACGUGGUGUCUUUGGGCAGUUCGAAAACACCUUCUACUACACCACUGUGACCAGGAUCCCCGGGCUGCCAGCCGGACUUGGAAUCCUCAACCGCGGUGCCGACACGCCGUACAAUCUCCCUCCUCUGCCGGGGGUGUACACCAUCACGCCGUCUCGCGUCCCGGAAAUCUACACGAUUUUCUACGGCGGCGGGGAAGCAAUGACCGAGGACGAGGUGAAGCAGAGCAUCAGCAACAGUGUGCUGAUGUUACGUGAAGCGCAAUUCAAUACCUCCGCGCCUGAGAUCCUGGCCAUCAGUAACCACAGUCCAUUCGAGUUGUUCGUUUCGUCCGACAAAAUCGCCAGGGGGUUCUAUAGCAAUCUGUAUGCGUUGCAGGGACAUCGGAACACGUACUAUGCAGGCGCUGCGUUCCAUGCGCAUGACUCUGCUGCCCUCUGGAGGUUUGUGGGCAAUCUGUUGAAGACUAUGUUUGAUUGA